Messenger RNA from Peniophora sp. CBMAI 1063, 1461 nucleotides. The record is from the annotation of a GenBank genome assembly. NCBI's taxonomy places the organism in Eukaryota, Fungi, Basidiomycota, Agaricomycetes, Russulales, Peniophoraceae.
AUGACGAGCACGACGUUCUCUGACAGCCACCCCUCGCCGUCUCCGACGACGGCGUUCAGUCCUUUCUCGACCCCGCACUCCCACGCGACCGACUUCGCCACUUCAGACGAAUCGCCGGACCUCGGCGCGUUCCGCAACGUCUUCCGCACCUUCCACGAGCUCCAACCGCGCUGGCCCGCGCACCUCGCGCCCGCCCUCGGGCUCGGCACCGGCACGCCGCCCACGACGGACCGCGACGCGCGGGGCCUGACGCCGACCGAUCUGGACUCCUCGCUCGAUCUCGACGGCGCAGAGCUCCACUCGACCGUCUGGGCGCAGCAGCCCGUCGCGCGCUACCUCGACGCCGCGAGCCCGCCGCCCGGCUCCGCGACGCCCAGCUCGUCCGCGACGAGCCAAUCGCAGUCGCGGGAUUAUGGUGUUAAUGAUGGUGGGUACUCGAGAAGGAGCUCGCCGACGCGCAGCGCGCUCGUCACGCACGAUCUGCCGACGCACGAUCUGCCGCGGCCGACGCUGGGCGGGCUCGACGCCGCGUUCGAGUUUCUCGCGAACGAGCGCGCGCGCCUCGCCGCGCAGCGCGCGUCGCUGCCGGCUAUACCGCUGCGCCCGCUGCCGCUGCCGAUACCGAUCACGUUCGAAUCGUCGCUCGAGCCCGAGAGCCCGAUUACGCCCGGCCGGUCUUCGCAUAACAAUAAUAUUAACAGGCGGAGGAGGAAGAGGAGGGCGAGCAGUCUUGUGCGGACCAGUGGAGGGGGGGGUGGGAGGGUACAUGUGCAUGUACGCGGCCACGACGCCGACUUCGAGGACGCGGAGGACUCGUACGACGAUAUCGGCUCGCCGCUCUCGCCCGCCCCCGCGCACGGACACGGGAGCGCAAUGCCCGCCACGCCGUCCACCGCGCGACGGCUGGCCGCGACGGCCGACACGACCGCCGCGGGCCUGCUCGCCGUCGCAGCGUCCACCACCAACUCGGCCGCGAAGCCCAAGUCGUCGCCGCUCGCCGCGAAGGACAGGUCCAAGUCCAAAGCGCUCGCAAUGUCUAUAUCGAAAGACCCGUCGGGCUCGGCGGCGGACUACGCGCACCGGCUGCACCACGCGCGCUCGACGCCCGUCCUGCGCACACCCGCCCCGCAAUCGCAGAGUCAGACCCAAACUCAGUCUCAGACGCAUCUGCAGCAACGCGCGCUGGACCCGCAGCGCGUCCGGCUGCGCGCGCUGGCUAUUAAGCUCAAGUUUCUGUUCCCGGGCGACGCGGGGCGGCUGGCGCGCGUGCUCGCGCAGCCCAGCAUGGGCGCCGAGUCCGGCGGCGUGCUCGAGAGGGGCGGCGGCGAUGGGAUGGAGCGGGAUAGUGCCCUCGACGGAGAGGCGGGAGGCGUGGAGGAGGAUUUUGCGGAUGUGCGCGGCCCGUCGCCCGAUCCCGACCCCGGCUCUUCAGAACCCAUAACGCACGUCUUCGUCGACUAG